UAUGACUCACUUUCCAGAAGUCAAAGAUGGCAAGUGCGUCUUUCCAUUCCAGUACAAAGGUGGGAUAUUCUAUGACUGCAUCAAGUUCAAGGCAAAACACAAGUGGUGCUCCCUAACUAAGACAUACCAAGGACGUUGGAAGUAUUGCUCUGAAGAAGACUUUGCAAAAUGCGUGUUUCCCUUCUGGUACAGACGCCUUAUCUACCGCGAAUGCACUGAAGAUGGGGACGCGUUUGGGAGAAAAUGGUGCUCGCUGACCCAGAAUUAUAACAAGGACAAGGUCUGGAAAUAUUGUGACUGAUGGCGACAUUUUCUGGGAGGGGCAUGAGGAGGGUCUAAUCGUUCCCAGGGGAAAUAAAUGUCCAGUUUCUUUUGUGAAAGGAGGAGAUAGGACUCUCCUUAAAAACGUUUUUUGUUUUUGUUCUUGUGUUUUUUUUUUUUUUUCUGAGCUAUGAUCUGGCUGUAAAUAGCUCGGGGUUUUGGUCGUGGAUUAUGGAUGAUGGG
Herpailurus yagouaroundi (jaguarundi) is the source of this 504-nucleotide messenger RNA. It is a transcript of the gene BSPH1, whose product is annotated as binder of sperm protein homolog 1. Gene Ontology annotation, molecular function: heparin binding. The record is from RefSeq and is a predicted model, not a curated record. Gene Ontology annotation, cellular component: cell surface. The coding region runs from base 2 to 301 and encodes 99 amino acids. Lineage: Eukaryota; Metazoa; Chordata; Mammalia; Carnivora; Felidae. Gene Ontology annotation, biological process: sperm capacitation. The transcript is spliced from 3 exons.